UUUGGUCGUGACUCCCAUCUUCUGCUCCCACUUUGCUCUGCUCCACAUCCGCUGACGUGAACGGUCCUCACUAGUGACACAGCCAAGGAUUUUGGCUUACCUACGAUGUCUCAAUCCCCAGACCUGGGCGCAUCGUCGUCGUCCCCAGAAACCGGUACUUUUGAAUGUAAAGUCUUUAAGCCUCUUACAUCAGCCGUAUCCCCCCAACUGGGAGAACUCCCUGACUCAUAUUUUACACCUACUGCGGAAGACCUCAAAGCUGCGCAGGCGACCUUGACAGCGCGUACUCAGGCCCUCACAAACGCGCCACUUCAGCUACGUGCAACAAGGGAGGCCGCAGAGAAGGCCAAGAGAGACAGAUGGCCGAAUACCACCAUUCGCAUCAGAUUUAGCGAUCGAACUCAGCUGGAGAAGACGUUUCCUUCAACCGAGCGUAUACAGUCUAUAUAUACCUUCGUUCAUUCAUCCCUCCGCGAUGACGUGAAGCCAGUCAAUUUCAUGCUAUAUCAGUCCCCUCCCAAGCGUGAAUUCAAGGUCUCUGAUCCGAAAAUACGAGAACUGUCCCUUGUAGAACUACAAUUAGCCCCGUCUUCCGUGCUCUUGGUGCGCUUUGAAGAUGAUUCGCUGAAUAGAAGUAACGUCCCAGCGCCACUAUUACCAGCUCUAAUGGCGCAAGCCAUUGAGUUGCCAGCCCCUCCUGCCUUUGGGGGGGACGCAGACGCUCCGGGGCGUGCUGCCUCAUCUCACACGAAGGCUACAUCUGAUAAGGGGAAGAAGGUGCCCAAAUGGUUGAAAUUAACACAGAGGAAAUGAAUAUGGUAGAAUAUUUACACAAUUUUUCGAGCAUACAAAUAUUAUCAAUGUUGUGACGGUAAAGGACAAUAUCAAUAGAUCGGAAACUGUCGCGAAACACCUGUGCAGCGAUCUGGGAAUCAUUGCCGAGUCGACAAAGAACGAAAAUCUUGGUUGUACAGAUUGCAGGUAUAUGGGUGGCAGGUUCGGCAAGUAGCUCUGAAAGUGGAAUACCUAAACUUUUUGAAUGCCAAAUUCCGUCCUGGGUCGCACGUCAAUUAAUAGGUACUGCUCCUGUAAA
Molecule: messenger RNA, 1093 nt
Organism: Pisolithus orientalis
Lineage: Eukaryota; Fungi; Basidiomycota; Agaricomycetes; Boletales; Pisolithaceae
Exons: 10
Coding region: 106-813 (235 amino acids)
Molecular function (GO): protein binding
Source: RefSeq, a predicted model, not a curated record